GUUCAGACAAAUAUAAAUUAAUGUUAUUUUUUGAGUAGAAUAUGUUAUUUGAUUGAUUGAACAUUUUGUUGAUUGGCGCAGAUUUCUUAAUGUGAAAUUAUUUAUAAUUAAAUGGAUAUUUUUUUAGUCACAAAUAAGUGACACCUGUUGAUAUCAGUGAUAAGAAAAUCUCCCGCGUAAAAGGUUCAACAUUCCCGCCUGUUGCAUCUCAGCUUCCUGGUAGUCGUGCAGAACCGGAGAAUUGGAGACGCCGCCCUUUCCCAAGAAAAACAACUCGAAAAAAGUUCAAAUCGCCGAUUUUCCAUUAUUUUGGCCGUUUUGUCAUUUGGUGCGAAAUGAUUGAUUCAGACGUCGACCAGCAAUUAAAAGAGAUUCAGAAAGAAUAUCUUGACUUGCUCGACGAUGAAGACGACCAAGGCGUUUAUCAGAGGAAGGUGAAGGAAAUGAUCGAAAGCAAAAGGACCCGCGUUAUCGUCAAUCUGGCCGACAUCCGUAAAAAUAAACCAGAAAGGGCUGUCAACUUAAUGAAAAAUGCUGGUGAAGAGCUACUUGCAUUUCAGAAUGCCUUAAAACAGUAUGUCGCCACCCUAGAUCCAUUGUAUGAUUUCAACGAAUUUUAUGUUGGCUUCGAAGGAAGUUUUGGAAGUCGUCACGUGACGCCACGUACACUUACUUCAAGAUAUAUCAAUAACCUUGUUUGUGUAGAAGGGAUUGUUACACAAUGUUCUCUUGUGCGCCCAAAACUAAUGAGAAGUGUUCACUAUUGCCCUACGACUCAAAAAAUGUCCGAAAGGCUCUAUUCCGACUUCACAUCUCUAAAACCCAUGGCUACUGCACCGAUAUAUCCUACUAAGGAUGUUGAUGGAAAUCUUUUAGAGACUGAAUAUGGUUUAUCAAAUUAUAUGGAUCACCAAAGUAUGACAGUGCAAGAAAUGCCUGAGAAAGCGCCUGCAGGUCAGUUACCAAGAUCAGUUGAUGUGAUUUGUGAUCAUGAUUUAGCUGAUAAAUGUAAACCAGGAGAUCGAGUCCAAAUUGUAGGCUUGUACCGGUGUUUACCUGCAAAACAAGGAGGUUUCACAUCUGGUAUUUUUAGAACUGUGCUGCUUGCAAAUAAUAUAAGUCAAUUGAGUAAAGACACCAAAAUAGCUUUAUCUAGAGCUGAUAUUGCUAACUGUCGAAAAAUGGCAAAGCAAAAGGGCAUGUUUGACAUGUUAAGCCGUUCAUUAGCACCUUCCAUUCAUGGACACGAAUAUGUUAAAAAAGCAAUACUUUGUAUGUUGCUCGGUGGUGUUGAAAAAAUUCUUCCAAACGGCACACGUCUUCGAGGAGAUAUAAAUAUACUAUUGAUUGGAGACCCGAGUGUAGCCAAAUCUCAACUCUUGCGUUAUGUUUUAUGCACUGCUCCUCGUGCGAUUGCUACUACUGGCCGUGGGAGUUCAGGUGUAGGUUUGACGGCGGCUGUAACUUCAGAUCAUGAAACUGGGGACAAAAGGUUGGAAGCUGGUGCUAUGGUUUUAGCCGAUCGUGGUAUUGUUUGUAUUGAUGAAUUUGACAAAAUGUCAGACAUCGAUAGGACAGCAAUUCAUGAAGUGAUGGAACAAGGAAGAAUAACUAUAGCCAAAGCUGGUAUUCAUGCCCAACUAAACGCCCGAUGCAGUGUAUUAGCUGCUGCUAACCCAGUUUAUGGAAAGUAUGAUCAGUAUAAGCCACCUAUGGAGAAUAUCGGUUUACAAGAUUCACUCUUAUCAAGAUUUGAUCUGUUAUUUGUUAUGUUAGACACAGUAAACAGCGAUGUUGAUAAUAUUAUAUCUGAUCAUGUUGUAAGAAUGCACAGAUACAGAGUUCCAGGUGAACUUGAUGGAGCUGUUUUGCCAAUGGGUUCUUCCGUCGAAAUUCUGAGUACUCACGAACCUACUGAACAGUCAACUCAAGAUAGUAACAUACAAGUAUUUGAGAAAUAUGAUGCUUUACUCCAUGGAAAUUCCAGAUCAAAAAAUGAGAAAAUUUUUACGGUUGAAUUCAUGAAAAUUUAUAUCCACAUAGCAAAAUCACUAAAGCCUCAAUUGUCUGACAAGGCAACUGAAGUUAUUGCUGAAGAAUACGCAAGAUUGAGAUCACAAGAUGCUGUACAGGAUGGUGAAGCUAGGACACAACCUGUUACGGUGAGAACUUUAGAAACACUGAUACGACUUGCAACAGCUCAUGCAAAGGCUAGAUUGGCGUCAACAGUUGAACUUCAAGAUGCAGAAGCAGCAAUUGAGCUAGUUCAAUUUGCUUAUUUCAAGAAGGUUUUGGAAAAGGAAAAGAAGAGAAGGAGACAGGCAAAGAAAGACAGCAGGGAAAGUGGUGAUGAUGAUGAUGACGAUGAUGAUGAAGAUGAUGAUGAUCAUGAUAACACUGAAACACCACAAACUAAAAAGAGAAAGAAAGCGAAAAGCAGCAAUGGCAUGUUUGCUUUGUCAGAUUUGGAAGAUAAUGUCGUCAGCUCGGGGGUACCUUCUAGUACGAAUGGUGAGGGAGAAAGUUCUGUGGAACAAGCACAAUCUGAUGAAAUUUCAGAAACAAGGCUUGGUGAGUUCAGAUUGGCUAUCUCCAGAUCCUUCCAAGAGGCUAACAAGCAAUCAUUUAAUUAUAAGGAACUAAUUGAAAAUGUCAAUAGCAAAUCGAAGGAUUUGCCUUACUCAGAAAGUGAAAUUCGGGCCGCAUUUAAGAAAAUGACUGAUGACAAUCAAGUCAUGGUUUCAGAUGAAACAGUUUUUCUAAUUUAAGUAGCAGAAUAGCAGAAUAAUAAAACAAAAACCAUCAUUGUAUUAUACAAAUUUGAAAAUUCAGAUGCAGUCUUUCAAAUAUAUUUUUCCCUUGUAAAUUUAUCUUUUUUUUCCUACAAUAAAUAAAAAGUUGCGUAUUUUGGGAUCUUGGUAAUUAUACUAAAAAUUGUCCACUUAUUAAUUAUAGAAUUUUUAAAUAUAUUGAUUGAAUUGAUUUGGUACAUGCUAGUUUUCAAAAAUCCAAAAUUACCUCAGUCUUAUCCAUUUGGCACCAGAGUUAUCAGCAGCUGGGUCAUACUUAAAUACAUUCCAUUCUACAUUCAUGCCUAUAUCAAGUAAGGCAAUACAUUAAAUAUUCUUCGAUCCAACUAAACUGUCUAAUCCAAAUAAAGAUCAAUAUCCAAAAUAUUCCAUCAUCAUUCAUCUUAAACUACUUACACUCUAUUUUUUUCCUUUUCCAGGGACUUUUGUGACUCUUCCCUUUAUUUUCUUGUGAUCUAACAUCUUCCAUACCUCAAAAAGUGCACUACUCUGUUUUUGUAUAGGCAUUGGUACUGCCUUUCUGAAGAGGAUGUACAUACCAGUCACAGGACGUGUUCUGAUGUCUCUGCUGUUUCAUGACAGUCGACAGGUUUCUAUCUCACAAGGGGAUGAUCAGGUUAGUGUGUAACGGUACCAAACUUAUUUUUGGGAUUCUACACGCCAAAAUAUUGGACAUGCAUCUGCUAUUUCUUGUGAAUGGGCC
This is a messenger RNA of Cimex lectularius (bed bug), 3513 nucleotides long. RefSeq names its product DNA replication licensing factor MCM3 (gene Mcm3). The transcript is spliced from 16 exons. The coding region runs from base 336 to 2768 and encodes 810 amino acids. Gene Ontology annotation, biological process: DNA replication; mitotic DNA replication initiation; DNA strand elongation involved in DNA replication. NCBI's taxonomy places the organism in Eukaryota, Metazoa, Arthropoda, Insecta, Hemiptera, Cimicidae. Gene Ontology annotation, molecular function: ATP hydrolysis activity; single-stranded DNA binding; ATP binding. The record is from RefSeq and is a predicted model, not a curated record. Gene Ontology annotation, cellular component: MCM complex; nucleus.